AUGAAAGAAUUCCAAUUUGACCCAGACUCUUUUUCGAAAGUAACGUACAAUAUUGGAGGCAUUUUAACGUAUGUCUACAAUUCGGACCAAUUAGUUUCGUACGUUGAAAAAUUUAACAAGUUUGAACAUCCUAUCGAAGCAAUUCCAAUCAAUGUAGUUUACUUAAUUCAUCAAAGGUGUGGCAGCCACAAGCAUACCGAAGCAAUUGCCUACAAUUAUUUGAAACAAUUUUAUGACAAGAAAUCCCAAGAUUAUGAUAUUCCGUUAAUUUGCGUUACAUUCGACAAUCCUAACCAUGGACAAAGAUUGGUAAAUGAGCGUAGCAACUCCGGUUGGGCGAAAAACAAUGAAACACACGGUGCUGAUAUGAUGUCAAUUAUUGAAGGGACUAUCCAAAAUAUAAGAUUGAUAAUGGAUUAUUUACCAUCUUAUUUGAACUUGGACUAUUAUUUAACUAAUACCUUUAAGAGUAUUAACCCCGGAACCGAAAUCAAAUUCAACAAUAUCUUGACUGGUUACUCUUUAGGUGGGCAUGUGGUGAUUCGUUACGGUAUAGCCCAUCCUCAGGACGUUAAAAUUAUCGGACCAGUUAUUGGGUGCAGUGACUUGACUUCAUUAUUGGUGACCAGAUUGAAAUCAAUUACCAACAACGAUAAGAAAUACUUUUAUUUCAACUACGAUGAAUUGGAUCUCACCGAUCAACAGAAAAAGCAAUACCCAGAAACAUUACAUAAAAGAAUCUCGAAACAAGACCAAGCAAUUUUUGAAAACUAUCCAAUGAAUAAAAUCAAAAUGUUUGCAUGUUUUGGGAGUGAAGAUAAAUUGGUGCCUCACAGUUUAAGUUCGGUUUGGUGUGAUUUCUAUAUGAACACCAAUGGUGCUAGCAGUACUUAUGUUGCUGAAGGAGUUGGACAUGAUGUCACUGAUGAGAUGAUUGACAAAUUCACAACCUGGUUAGUUAAGAACAUUUAG
Messenger RNA from Candida dubliniensis CD36, 972 nucleotides. RefSeq lists its product as uncharacterized. The transcript has a single exon. Bases 1 to 972 code for a protein of 323 amino acids. The record is from RefSeq and is a predicted model, not a curated record. NCBI's taxonomy places the organism in Eukaryota, Fungi, Ascomycota, Pichiomycetes, Serinales, Debaryomycetaceae.